Brassicogethes aeneus is the source of this 2036-nucleotide messenger RNA. The record is from the annotation of a GenBank genome assembly. NCBI's taxonomy places the organism in Eukaryota, Metazoa, Arthropoda, Insecta, Coleoptera, Nitidulidae.
GAAAACAGAAGUCAGCGGUUAGCAGAUAAAGCUAUGGUAUUUAUGGCAAGAGGCAUUCAUAAAAAAUGGAAACAACCAUUGGCCUAUUACUUUAAUAGUGGUGGCAUAAAAUCUGCAGUCCUGACAAAAGCAAUAAAAGAUGUGAUACGUGCUACAAGAUAAUCUGGAUUAAAAGUGGUUGCCACAGUUUGUGACCAGGGUGGCCCAAACAGAGCGGCAAUAAACUGUCUGUAUGAAGAGACAAAGAGAAAUUUUGCAUUGCAGGAGAAAGAAAAUCAUGGUUUUGGUUUUUUUAUUGAUGAUGAAGAAGUUGUUCCUUUAUUGAUCCACCUCAUCUGUUAAAGUGCAUGAGAAAUAAUCUUUUUGAACGUAAUUGUAUAUUUACUGGGACUACAGGAGAAAUGACUGCAAAGUGGGAACAUUUAAGAAAACUAUACAACCUUGAUUCCAAUGACGAUACAGAUUAUAAGAUGUUACAAAAACUUUCUGAGCAACAUAUUAACAACUUAAAGAAAAUGAAGGUAUCCAUGGCUGCUCAAAUAUUUAGUAGACGAGUUGCAGCACUACUAAAAGGACUAGCACGAUUAGCUUCAAAUGAAGAUAUGCCUUCCGAGGCGAGUGAAACAGCAGAAUUUAUUUUGUUCAUGAACAAAUGUUUUGACAGUCUGAACGGUGUUAAGGUUAACAAUUCAAAUGAAGAAAAUUACCUUCGAUGUGCUGUUGAUGAAGAUUCCCCCCACAUGGCAUUUUGGAUAGAGGCUAUAAAGACUUUACAAUCAGUUAAAUUUAUUAAAAGUAAUAGUACAAAGUAUGUACCUCCUUCGGUAAAAAACUAUAUCCAUACGUUAAAAGGGUUUAGGUAUCUCUGGCCAAAAUUAAAAGAUGAUGGUUUUAAAUUCCUCUCCAUAAGAAAUUUUAAUCAGGACCCUUUAGAAAAUUAUUUUGGCAGUAUAAGAAGUCAUGGUGUAAGAAAUAUCAAUCCAACGUGUCAAUCAUUUAUUAAUUCAUUCAAGGCAUUGUUAAUAAACAAUUUUCUCUCAACACAUUCCCCGGGUUCAAAUUGUGAAAAUGAUGAAGCUGUAGCACUAGAUUCCUUAAGAGAUUUUUUUUCUAAAUCAAGAGAUGAAAUUUUACCUCUAUUACAAGUGCCAGAUUUAUCUAUACCUGAUCAGUUACCACAAAAUAAUCCACCACUAAUAAGUAGAGCCAAUAUCUUGGGCUUCUACAAAUUAGAGUUGGAAAAACUUUCAUCAAACUCAGUGUCCGCCAGUAUCUUCUUGACUGAUGGUACACUGAUCAAGUUAAAGGAAAACCUGGAGGUGCACUUUAAAAGUCCGUUAGACGCCGAGGUCAGUAACCUUGAACUAAAAACACCUGAAAAAUGCGAAGAUCCUGUGGAAACUGGCUCUAUUUUAUCCAAAAUGUUAAAGCAUCUGGAAGAUAGGGUUCAAGAACAAUCGCAGGUAAUAAAACAUCUUAUAUCCCAAGAAAAAGAGAAAAGUGAGGUUAAGAAGUCAUUGCCGUCUUCUUCUUCCUCUAAUCUUGCCCCGAAAAAGCAAGAAAGAUUAAAGAGUAGUUCCAAUGCACCGAGUACAUCUGGCAACACUGCAAACCCCACGGUCGAUAAAGAAGAAUUCAUAAAUGUCAAAAACAAAAAUGAUUCUAAUGGAGUCAUUCCAAAUAAAAACACCAAAUGGGGUGCGCUGCGCACAACAAUCAUAAAAGGCACGGCAAAAAGCGAAGAACAAGACGAAUUUCAAGCUACAGCAAAAAAAGCUUGGCUUUAUAUUGGCCGGGCACAUCCAAGUACAAGUGAAGAAAAAUUAAACAAUUACUUAAAGAAAAAGUUUCCUCAAAAGAUGUUUGAAGUGGAAGAGAUCAAAAAACAUGAAAGCAACACAAACAAAAAUAAAUCGUUUAAAGUAAAUUUUGAUUUUGGCUUGCUAGAAGCGGUAAUGAAACCAGAAGUUUGGCCACAAAAUCUUAUUGUGAGAAAAUAUACCUUUCGAAGGCAGGGAAGGGAAUCUGAAUUAUAA